UACUACGACAUGAUAACAGACCUCUACCAAAGAGGCUGGGGAAACAAAUUCCACUUCUGCGGCUACCAACCGGGCGAAUCCUGGGAAACCGCACAAGCGCGCCACGAUCACUUCCUAGCACUAAAACUCGGCCUUCAACCGGACUGGAAAGUUUUAGACAUGGGCUGCGGAAUCGGAGGCCCAGCACGAGAAAUCGCAGCAUUCACAGGUUGCAAUAUAACAGGAAUCAACAUCUCCCCUCUGCACGUCGAACGCGGAAAUCUCAUGAACAAAUCCUCCGGCCUAGAAACCCAAGUAAACCUCAUCGAAGGAAACUUCAUGUCCAUGCCCUUCGCAGACAAAACCUUCGACGCAGCAUACGGAAUCGAAGCGAUCUGUUGCGGACCAGAUAUGUUGAAAACAUAUCAAGAAGCGUUUCGAGUUUUGAAACCGGGAGGGGUUCUGGGGACGUAUGAGUGGGUGAUUACGCCGAAAUAUGACGAUAAAAAUGACGAGCAUCGGAAGGCGAGGUAUGAGAUUGAGAGGGGUGGGAGUGUGCCGCAUUUGAGACUUGCGGAGGAACAUAUGGCUGCGAUGAAGGAGGCCGGGUUUGAGAUUUUGUUUGAUGAGGAUCGGGCUUUGGCGAAGGCGAAUCCUGUGCCGUGGUGGCAUUCGCUUGCUGCUUUGCAUGCUCCGACUUGGCGGGAUUGGUGGCAGGCUUUUUGUUUGAGGCCUUCUUAUUACCAUUUCGCUUACGCAAUCGUCAAGGUCUUCUGGAGGCUUGGGCUCACUCACCCUGCUAAUAUGGAGGCUCUUGAUACUGUUGCUGAAUGCACCUUUGGAUGCAGAGAUGGUGGGAGACUUGGCUGCUUCACGCCAAUGCACAUGAUGAUUGCGAAGAAGCCGCUCAAGGCUGUGGAGAAGACUCAGUAG
Messenger RNA from Pseudocercospora fijiensis CIRAD86, 912 nucleotides. RefSeq lists its product as uncharacterized. The record is from RefSeq and is a predicted model, not a curated record. The annotation marks the transcript as partial. Gene Ontology annotation, molecular function: sterol 24-C-methyltransferase activity. The transcript has 2 exons. Gene Ontology annotation, cellular component: endoplasmic reticulum. Gene Ontology annotation, biological process: sterol biosynthetic process. NCBI's taxonomy places the organism in Eukaryota, Fungi, Ascomycota, Dothideomycetes, Mycosphaerellales, Mycosphaerellaceae.